Trematomus bernacchii (emerald rockcod) is the source of this 2391-nucleotide messenger RNA. It is a transcript of the gene pex19, whose product is annotated as peroxisomal biogenesis factor 19. Gene Ontology annotation, biological process: protein import into peroxisome membrane. The transcript has 8 exons. Gene Ontology annotation, cellular component: peroxisome; peroxisomal membrane. Lineage: Eukaryota; Metazoa; Chordata; Actinopteri; Perciformes; Nototheniidae. The coding region runs from base 41 to 916 and encodes 291 amino acids. The record is from RefSeq and is a predicted model, not a curated record.
UUCCAGAGCCCAGUGGGUGUUUGUAGGAAAGGGUAACAUCAUGGCGUCAGGAACAGGAGAGCAGUCCACUGGACACGAUGCAGAAUUGGACGAAUUAUUGGACAGUGCUUUGGAUGACUUUGACAAGACAGCAGUCCCUCCAGCCCCUGAACCUGCUGCUGCUUCCUCCUCAGCCAGCGGUCCAGAGAAGCCCCCCAUGCUUGAAGACUGCAAACUCUUCGAGACUCUCUUUGAGGGGGACAUGGCUUCCCAAGCAAAGGAGGAGUGGGAGAAGGCCAUGACCGAGCUAGCCAGUGAGGAGCCAGAGUUACUGCAGCACUUCAAUAAACUGUCAGAAGCAGCUGGCAAAGUUGGCACUGACACCGCCUCCCAACAAGAAUUCACUUCCUGUCUUAAAGAUACCCUUCGUGGCCUGGCCAAAAAUGCGGACAACCUGCAGACAUCCGGACUCGCAGGAGACGACCUUGUUAAGGCGCUUGAAGGCCUAGGAUUGGAGGAGGGUGGAGAAGGAGGCGGUGACGACGGGAACAUCCUGCCCAUCAUGCAGACCAUCAUGCAGAAUCUGCUCUCUAAGGAAGUGCUUUAUCCGUCUCUCAAAGAGAUCACUGCUAAGUACCCAGAAUGGUUGGAGGCCAACAAGCCAAGCCUCAGCCCGGAGGACUACCAGCGCUAUGAGCAGCAGGCCAAAAUCAUGGGAGAGAUCUGUAAUCAGUUCGAGAAGGAGGAAAGUGGGGCAGCAGAUAAAGACGGCACGUUUGAGGGCAUCAUGGAUCUCAUGCAAAAGCUGCAAGACCUGGGCCAACCACCCAAAGAGCUGGCAGGUGAUGCGCCUCCAGGCUUUAACUUUGACAUGGAGUCCCUCAAUCUCCCAGGAGUCUCAGGAGCUGGGGCGGCAGAGCAGUGCUCCAUCAUGUGAUCGGGUGGAGCUGCCGUCUACCUGAAGGACUUAAACCAGAGAGUCACUCUGUGCGUCAGCGACAGGCCGGGAUCGAAGGAGUGUGAAGCAAAGGUCAGGCAGGAGUGUGACCUGACUGUCAAACGGUUCCCUCUAAAACAGAAAGUGUGUGGAUGCAGAAACAACAACAGGAAGAGGCACCAAAACCAACAGGAACCACACACAAGAACACUCUCUUCUGUCUUAAAUCACUGAACGCACAACUCGGAACAUUUUAACAUCCCUGCAUCAGUUUGUCAGCGGUUGCUGCAAGUCAUUAACGGUUUUAACAGCAUUCCUUUAAAAAGAAAAUAGCACUGCCGUUCUUCAUGCUGUUUUUACAAUACUGUCUAUCGUCAUGGUCAAAUCUAUCAAAAACACUUAACAGGUAAAAAUGGUGCCUUUUACAAAAUUACUUUAAAUUAUUAUUUUAAGUUUAUCAUUCACCCAAUCACAUAAUAGUUUUUAAAUGAUGGGAAUUUUUGCAAUAUCACCCAAUGUUUACACCAACUACCACUUAAUUAAACACACACCUCUGAUCCUGUGCAGGCUGUGGAGGAUGUGACUAACCAGAUACAUACUUAUUAACGUGUAAUGAAAUUGUGAAAAAAGGAGUGUACAUUUGUUAAUUAUUAAAAAAAUUAAAAGAUUAAGGAGGAAUAAAGCGUUUACUGUAAUUCAGCCAGCUAAAUUUAACGAGAGCCAUUCCCCAAGAGUUUUAACCCCCAUUCCCAGGAAUUUCUUUGAAGUGAGAUGAUGAUUCCCGUAUGCCUUUUGCUGUGAUUACAGUGAUCGUUAUAGUGUAGAGUUACUGUGAUUCCCGGUGUUUAUAAUUUGCAGAGUGAUGUUUUCUCUGGUAUGGGAUCCCUGCUAGGAAAGAUAAAAAAUUGAGGGGUAUUUGGAGUGUUUACCACCUGAACGCGUAUACUUAUCCGGCACCAUCCGGUAAAAGUACAUCAUGUUCUUUCCCGGAAAAGGAGACAGGCAGAGUGCUUAGCAUUAAAUGAUGUGACGCAAGGAUAAAAACAUGGCUGUAAUUCAUUCAAAUGCACUGUGGGUGAAACAUCUACAGCCUGUUAUAACAUGUCGGCUGUGCUUGGUGGGUUUGUUUACCCUCGCAGCCUCUUCUCACCAGCUUCUGUUGCCAGUGGACUGAAUGUACCGCUGUGACCACAGAGAGACAUCUAGAAAUCACACGACCAUCAGCUCAUCAACACCUGUAUAAUAAAGGGGUGCUAUGAAAGGAUGCAGUCAGCCAUGCACUGAAAAGAGAUCUGAAAUAUGUCAGAGUGGCGGGGAGGCUUCUGUGGACGUCCAUAAUGGGGGGUGCAAUCUAUUUAACUCUCAGGGCCGAUGGAAACACGCCGAGAGCACCGUUAAAAAAUGCAUCCUGUUAUUUGACGCUAUUUUGUUUUGUUUUGUACAUAUAUGAAAUAAAAUAAUGGUAUCAUGCAAUA